AUGGCAGUGGGAAAUAAUUCUGGUAAUGGUGGAAACGAUUUGAAUGAAGUUGUGAGACAAUUAGCAGUUGUAGCCCAGCAGUUGGCAAGGAAUUCAGCCACCAAUGGGGAUGCUCAAGGAGAACUUUUUAAGAAGGUGGCCCAAAGAAAACCACCAACCAAUCAAGGAGAGCCUGACCCUACCAUAUUGGAAAAUUGGUUAAGGGAGUUUGAGAAACUAUUUAGGGCAGUUGGGUGCCCAGAAAAUUCUAAGGUGGGUUGUGCUACUUAUUACUUGAGAGGUGAAGCUGAUCUUUGGUGGCAGCAAAAUGAAACAACUAUUACAGCGCUACCUGGAUUAAAUUGGACUAAGUUCCAAGAAAAGAUGAGAGACAAGUUUUACCCUAGCUUCUUACAGAAGCAAAAUGAUGAGGAAUUCUCGAACCUCAAAGUUUAUAGAGCUGUCUCGUUUUGCUGA
Messenger RNA from Chenopodium quinoa (quinoa), 456 nucleotides. RefSeq lists its product as uncharacterized. The coding region runs from base 1 to 456 and encodes 151 amino acids. The transcript has a single exon. The record is from RefSeq and is a predicted model, not a curated record. Lineage: Eukaryota; Viridiplantae; Streptophyta; Magnoliopsida; Caryophyllales; Amaranthaceae.